This is a messenger RNA of Drosophila bipectinata, 1749 nucleotides long. RefSeq names its product phosphatidylinositol glycan anchor biosynthesis class Q (gene PIG-Q). Gene Ontology annotation, biological process: GPI anchor biosynthetic process. Gene Ontology annotation, cellular component: endoplasmic reticulum; membrane. NCBI's taxonomy places the organism in Eukaryota, Metazoa, Arthropoda, Insecta, Diptera, Drosophilidae. The record is from RefSeq and is a predicted model, not a curated record.
AACUUAUCGGCAUGAAAACCUUAUAAGGUGUCCAAAGACUAACAAUCAAUUUGUUUUUUGGAAAAAAUUGUGAAUAUUUAUUUAAGACAAUUUACGAAUCUACAAAACAUUUUUUGAAUUUAAUAGUGAGAUUAACUAUCAUCCUAACACUCAAAAAAACUAUUGUUCGAAUUCUUAGCAAAAAUGACGUGAACAUUUUUAUACCACCUUCUGAUGCCUUCUGCGAUUGUUAUUUGGUUUUGUCUUGAAGAUUUGGUGCUGGUUAACAAUGAGCAUUAAAAUAUAUCUUCCGACCCAAUAUUUUUAUUUUAAAAAGGCAAUUAAUCUUUAUGGUCAAGUAAAAAUCAGCAAAGACGAUGUUAUUGUAUAUUAUAUUGUUGAGUCCACAUUUGAUUUUAAGCCCAGUGCCAAUGUAAUGGAUAUUGAACCACGCCAUUUACGCUUCUUGGGUUGCAUUUGUAGUUUUAAAUCAUGUGACGAACAAAACCAAUGCAAAAAAUUUAAUAUGCGACUUUGUUUUACAUUUGACGAAAACAAGGAAAAUAUAUCUUUAACAUAUGUAGGAAUAAUACCUGAAACCUUAAAGCACGCUAAAAUAAUUCUAUAUGAAAAUAAUAUAAGAAAAUUAUUUGUAACCGGAAAAAAUGUUGACCAUAAAUGUGAGGAGUGUGAUUAUUUCGAGUUGUCCAGAUUGGUUGAUUUAACUCUUAAAUCUCAAAAACAUGAAAACAAUGCUAAGAAGAUCAUAUUAAAUAUAGGACAUUUUUUGACGGGAUCUCCAUUUGUAUUCUUUCAAUAUCUUUUUGAAAACAUUUUGGUCAAUAAACUUAUUGAGCAUACAACAGUUUACAAAAACUUUAAGGAAUGGAAACAAACUUACGGAAAGGGAUCCAGACAACCGAAUAUAAUACUUGAUCGUGUUAUAGGUAUGCUAUUAAUGGUAGUGCUGUUUUCUUUAGCUAUACAGCCAGGAGAUUUUCUCAUUAAAGUUUCUCACGCCAUUAUUGGAAAUGUGUACAGUCUUCUGAACGUAUUAGAAGGAAGUCCCAUUGGGUUGAAACUUAAUAUUCAUUUAAAUAAUUUUUUUCUGGACUGCUUUAAAUAUCACAUUGCUUUAUGGUCUACAUUUUUAGACUUUAUCGAGCCUUUUGAACGUCAAGUAUAUUUCGUCAUUGCAUUCUUCGGAUUUUUGGGAUUUACGUUUCAAAUUGCUUUACUGGCGGACUUAGUAUCAGUUAUUGGAUUACAUUCACAUUGUUUCUACAUUUACACUAAAGUCCUUUAUAAUGUGGAAAACAAAGGAUUGUCUGUACUAUGGCAAGUGGUUCGUGGCAACCGAUAUAAUGUAUUAAAAGGACGCAUUGAAUCCCAUAAUUAUAUGAAUAGACAGUUAUACCUUGCCACAAUAUUCUUUUCGGCGAUUUUAUUUCUAUACCCAACUACCUUCGUAUAUUAUAUAGUUUUUGGGACGCUUAAGGUGCUUACCUCUGGCAUGCUAACUUUAUUUGACAACUUUCGACGAAAUUUCAUGUGUCUUCCCAUUGAAAGUAUCAUGAUAUGGUUUGUCAAAGGAUUUUGUAAAUUAGAUUGCCUUAAAAUCAAGAGCAAUUUUCCCGUAGAUAAAGAAUUUUUUAUUGAUGAACAUCAUAAGGUUGACGUUUCAGUGUUUAAAAUUGAAACCUGAGAAUACAAAAAAUUUACUUUCGUAGUUAGUAAAUAAAGUUAGUUUCUUUCGACGUGAUAAAUAAA